AUGGGCUUCACCGUCGGCCGCGACGACCCCCAGGCGCUCGAGCAGAUGCGCUCGAUGCUCACCGUGAAGCAGAAACAAAAGGAGCUCAUCGAACAAAGACGAGGCAGCACCGCCUCCAUCUUGUCCACCGCCCCACCCAGUGUCAACAUCGUCAACCCGCCCGAGCAUGAGGACGAGCGUGACGUACGAGUGCCGCCGAAGGCUCAGGCGCAGACUUCGGGCCAGAGUACUAGUGCCACUCGCCGCGGAUCGUCGUCGUCCCGUCGCUGCGGCGACUGCCUCCGUGCCGUCCCAGGCCACCCGCCGCACGCCCAUCCACCCCAUCCUGUCCACUCGUCGCAUCCGAGCACGUCCAGUCUGCGUCACGAUAGUCCGGAACCCGACCUUCAUCCAUACCACGACGUCCACUGUGGCACCACACCACACGCUCCCGCGCCUCCGAUCAGCUUCGCGAACCGACGCGCCGGCCGCGGCGUCGGAGGGGCGAAGGGCAAGCCUGCCGAUAUUAUGAUCAACCCACGCGCCGGCCAUCCAGAAAACCAGCCUGCAAUCCAGAGUGCGCCUCCAAUCCCGCGUGCGGACCCGACCGGUAGGUUUGGCACGAUGGCGGUCCCGAGCUUACCACAGAUGAGCGCCACCAGUACCGCCUACGCCCACAAGACUGACGGUCGCGCGCAAUCCUGGCCCGAGCAACCUGGGACCGGGGGCAGCCGCGCGGCGGGGCGCUCGCCGCAGAACGCGUCCGUGCCGAUCGCGAGCUCGCUCGUCCCGCCGACGCCGGCGACGCUGCACCACCCGAACUACUCGAACGAGCGGUCGGCGUUCCUCGCGCCGUUCGAGCUGUUCUACGACGCGCUCGCGGACUCGAAGCAGCUCAAGAACUGGCUCGCGGACAGCUGCAGAAGAGCCAGGCCCUCGCCGCGGGCCUGCAGCGCCAGCAGGAGCAGCUCGACGAGCUGUCGAGGCCGCGGUCGAGAAGCGCCGCGUCGAGGAGCUCGAGCAGGCGCUCCGCGGCGCGUGGCGGGGAAAGGGAAGGCGAACGGGAUGGGGGCGGUCCCGCCGGAGAGCUAUACCUUCCCGCCUGUCGAACCGCACAUGCGCCGCCCGGAGCAGGUGAGGAGGGCGCCGUCCCCCGUAGAGUACGACAGCCGGAGCUACCCAGGAUCGGAGGCUGCGUCGCCUGCGCCGUUUGACGUUGGUCGUCGGCUCUCGGUGAGCGCCGUUCGCAUGGCGCCGCGCUCGCCCCCGGAGCCCCCGCACACGCGCAAGGCGCUCGCUGUGCACCCUACGGCGCGGGAGCGUGAGCUGUCUGGGCCGGGUUACCCCCCGCCGCCGUCGGCGCAUCCGGGCCAUAUGGGAAGGAUAGGGAUAGGGAGUCGACGUCCCGCGGGCCCGUGGCUGUGA
Fomitopsis serialis is the source of this 1404-nucleotide messenger RNA. RefSeq lists its product as uncharacterized. The transcript has 7 exons. Bases 1 to 1404 code for a protein of 467 amino acids. The record is from RefSeq and is a predicted model, not a curated record. NCBI's taxonomy places the organism in Eukaryota, Fungi, Basidiomycota, Agaricomycetes, Polyporales, Fomitopsidaceae.